AUGAAUAAUAACAAGAAUAACAAUUUCAGCAAAAACAACGGCAGUAACAAUGGCAACAAUAACGAGAACUACAACAACAUCAGAAACAACUCCAGUGGUAUGGUAGGCAGCAAUUUGAAUGCCCCCCCCAGCAUGGGCGGGAUGGGCAACGUCAACGGGAUGAGCAACGUCAACGGGAUGAGCAACAUCAACGGGAUGGGCAAGCUGCACGGGAAUUUAAAGAACAUGUCCAGUAAUCUCAACAGUUUGGCUAACAAUAUGAAGCACAGCAUGUCUGGUUAUGCGAAUGGCAUGUCAGGCGGUAUGAGCAAUAUUCCCGGUGGAAUGAACAGCAUGUCCAGCGGAAUGAGCAGCAUGUCCGGCGGAAUGAGCAGCAUGUCCAGCGGAAUGAACAACAUGUCCAGCGGAAUGAGCAGUAUGCCCACCGGAAUGAACACUCUGUCGGGGGGCCAUGGCAACAUUAAUAUCAUGAGAAGCGGCGCGAAACCCCCAAUGAGUAACCUGAACUCCAAAAUAAACAUCAAUAACAGUAGCGUGAAUAUGCAAACGGACAUGAAUUUGAAGAGCAGAAUAAAAAUGGGCAGCUCGGACAUAGCAGGUGCCAACAGAAAUAUGAACAGCGUUUUCAACAAAAGUAACAAUAAUCUAAGGGAAAAUAUAAUGAACAAUUUAAACUAUAAUUACAACAAUGUGAAUUAUAACAGCAUGAUGAAAAGCAACAUAGAAAUGAAUAAUAAUAUGUUAGGUGGGGAGAGUGUAGGGAAACCUCCGCAAGAUAGCAAUGGCGCGAAUAAGAAUGCGGAGAAUUUUGCUAAUAGAUUUAAUAGUAACAAAAUGGUUGUGCAAACCGGUGUGAAUAACAAGCACUAUCGCAAUUCUGAUGGAACUACCAUGAACAGAUAUUACGUGAAUGACAUGAAAAAUGUGGAGAGCAACAUGAUCCCAUUAAACAACAAAAUGAACAAUGUAAAAGACACUCAAAUCGGCGCUAUGCCCCAAUAUAGGGAAAAAGAAUAUCUAGGAAAUGUUUAUAAAAAUAGGGAUAAGUAUUUGUUAGGUAAGAACGAAAAGGAUAAUUUGUAUAUCUCGUCUAAGCAGUUGAGUAGCUUGAGCUCUGGGAACACCCCCAGCGGGGUAGCAGCCGGUAGUGGUACCAUCGGCAGUGGUACCAUUAGCGGUGGCACCGGCAUGAGCAACGCCUCCGCCCAUGCGAGAAAUUUGAAAAAUUUAGACGGCCCCCCAAUGUACAACCCCUUGAAUAUAACCCCGAUGGGCGCCAAAACAAAUAUGAAUAAAGUAUUCACCUUUAGCCCAAAUGACAAAGGCAACUUUCACGCGGAAGCCUUGGCCGACGCGAAGCUCAACAACCAGGCCAAGGAUGCGGACUACAGCCACAUGAACAAAACGGUUAAUAUGUUGUUUAACGAGCAGGCGAAUUAUGGUCCUUAUGGCGUGAGUAGCGGCCACCCGGGAAGUAGCGCCAACCACCAAGGAAGCGUCAACCAUCAUGGAACCGCCAACCAUCAUGGAACCGCCAACCAUCAUGGAACCGCCAACCAUCAUGGAACCGCCAACCAUCAUGCAAGCGCUAAUCACCAUGCAAGCGCCAACCACCAAGGAAGCGCCAACCCGACGGAAGCCCCCCCCAACAGUGCAAAACCCUUUUUCGCACCACCGAACGCCCUAUUAGACGCCAAGGCGUACAACAAAAAUAUGGAAAAUUUAAAGGAACACAAAAACGGGAGCGAAGACAAACAAGUGAGAUACAACAAUUUAAUCGAGGGGAGUAACCCGAACAAGGGCCCCAAUCCCGAAAACGCAAGCAUGGCUCCAUCGCAGUUUGGGAAGAUUAGCACCAAGAAGCAGAAGAUGAGCGUGAAGACUGGCGAUUUGUCCAAUAACGCCAUUCCAAGCGGAGUCAUACCAAGUAGUAACAAUCACGCGAAUGCCCCCACCAACAUUGACAACGCGGAUGCAUACAAAUUUCACAUGAAUAAGGAGAACCUAAAUGCAAAGGAAGCUCCCCAUUUUGCAAACCCAGCGAAUAUUCUAAAAGAUCAUCUAAAAGAUAACAACAAGGCCAAGUAUACUUCUGUAAAUAGGUAUACCAAUCAGAGCAAAAUUAUGAAACAAGCAGAUCAAGAAAAAAAUGUGAUUUCCACAAUGUGUAAAAUGGACUCAGAUUUAGUUAACAAAAAAGGAAAUGAUAAUGAUGGUACUACUACAGGGGCUACUAUAAAUAUGAAUAAAAGUGGAGCUUAUGAAGAAUUGAAAAUGGAUAACAAUGGUGUUCCUUUCGACAAGCCAGGAAAUAAUUCCGCCCAUUUUAACGGGGACCCAUCGAAUGAAAAUAAUAUCAACACGACCGAUCUGAUUGGAGGUGCGGGUGGAUCCACCAUCAGCAGUAGCACUCCCUAUAGUACUGGCAUGUACAACAUGAGCAGUGGCAAAAAUGCCAUUAAUGGAAACGAAACAGAUACGCUAGGGGCAUACAAGCAGAGUGCACAAACAGAACAUAAAAGCGAUGCUGAAAAUUUGAAAAAAAUGGAACAAGUGGAGGAGAAAAAAAGGAAAAAGAAAAGAGAGAAAAAGGAAGAUAAAAAGGAAGAAAAGGGAAAGGAUAAAAACAUCGAAAUGACUAAGAAUGAGAAGGGAGGAUUAUUCCCCUUUGACCAAAAUUUCAAGGGGAAAAAAAAAAAUCUUGAUUAUAAUAAUUAUCUGUACAACAUAACUGAGAGCAGCGAACAAGGCGUUCUCAAUAGCACAGCGCAGAGCGUGCUGCAGACGGCGGAUGGCUACAUGAGCAGCAGAGGGUUGAAUGUACCCCCAGCAAAUGUGUUCGUGGAAAAGGACAAAAAUAUGCUAAAUCGAAUGGACUUCCUAAAUGAAGACGAUUUGAGGUCAUCCAAAAUGAAGAAAAAUUUGAGUGACCUUUACGAUGAAGGGAUAACACCCCUUACGCCUGAGCAAAUGGAAAGCGACAGAAAAUUGGUAGCCCUGACCAAACUUUUUGGGGACGUAAUUGACGAAAAUGACAACGUGGGAAGUAGCAAAAUAAGUGACAGAGUGAUGGAAAAUAAGCCCUAUUCAUCAACAGCCUCCACCUUUAGAAAUAAUGCUCCGCAUAAUCUAGAAUUAUUGAAAAAUAUGUCCCUGGACACUCUGUUAAAUAAUUUAAAUAUAGAUAGGGACGUCCUGGACAUACUGAAGGAAAAAAUAAAUAAUAUUAACAGAAAUAUUAAUGUGACUAUACGCUCUGCAGUUCCCCAUGAAGCGCUAGCAGAGCCAAAAGGAGAAAGAGAAAAUUUCGAUUUAGCAAAAUUGAUAACUCUCUUUGAUGAUUUUAUAAAUUGGUAUGAAAAUAAUUUAAUUCAAAUAAAACUUCAGCUACAGAAUGUCUCCUUCUGCUUGUUGCUGGAAAUUUUUAUUCUCAUAUUAACAAACAGUUAUGGACACAUUUCCGAUUUUAAGAAAAAAUAUUUAAACAAAUUUUCUGCGUACGAACCGGUGACCAAGUUUUUGUCCACCUGUGUUAACUUGAGCCAGGUGUUUGAAAUAUCGCUUGUUCGCUUUAAGGAGAAAAAUGCCCAACACGUCGUUCACAUGACCAAACUGGGAAAGAAGUCCCUGUGGCAGUACCUAACCGUGUACGGAGGCAUUUCGUUGUACAAUUUAAUUACGACCAAAAUUAAAAUAAUAGAAAUAGAGGACCAGGAGAGGAAUUUUAACUUCUUCAAUUCGUUCGUUUCGGCCAACUUUCUCUACAAUGUAAAGCUGGAUUUUCCUGUUAUGUGGUCCUUGCCGCCUAUUUAUUUGACGAAGGACGAAAUUGUGGAGGUACUGGCCGAGCGGAACAAACUACGCCUCCACGGAUGCGACGAAAGCAACAAACCGGGAUGUGAAAAGGAGGAAAAUCACUACGUACCCAACGAAAGCAGUGACGCGUAUUAUUACUACAAACAUAUAUUGAAAAUGCAAAAAAAGAACAGACUAAGGGUGACGAAAAAUAGAAUGCCCAGUAUGCUGUAUUACUGCCUGAACAAUUGUAGCGACAUGACGUGUGCAGAAAUUUCCGGCCUUGAUGGAUCCUUUGUUGCCACGGCGCAUUCGAAUAACAUAAUCAGGUUGUGGAACAUCAAACAGUCCCAAAUGAACAAAAUAAGAAAAAAAAAAAAAGACAUGGAGAUGAUUAAUAAAGUUAAUAUAAACGAUACGAUGAGAAGGAGACAUGGAUAUUUAGAAGAAAAUAAUGCCACGUCCAUAGACUUAGAUUAUGAUGACGAAAAUGAUGGCAUUUGCAGAUUGUAUGGAAAUAUCUUUAAUGUUACAAGCUUACGUUUUGGUGAAUCCAAUAAAAUAUUACUGUCAGGAAAUGUUAAUGGGGAUGUAUAUUUGUACAGCACCAUAAGUAACAAAAAUUAUGUCAAGUAUGUGGGUGGGCACACACCUAUAUGGUCUCUCGACACGGCCUUUUUAGGCUACUUUUUUUGCUCUAGUGAAGAUGAUGGCAAUUUGAGGAUUUACUCCACCAAUAGAACAUACCCUUUUAUUACUUACACGUAUAACUGCCCCGCCAAUGUUUCCAAAUACCACUACAACAGCACGCUUGUGGCUUGUGGCUACUACGACAAUUAUGUACACCUUUACGAUGUUAGAGUAAACUCCUUUAUCAAGAGAUUUAAAAAUAACUACCCAAGCAACCAGGGAGUUACUUCCUUGAGUUUUUCCAAAAAUGGAAGACUGCUAUCUUAUGCAGGUGGCUACACAAAUAACAUUAAUUUAAUCGAUUUGGCAAUGGAUAAAUUUAUUGACGUGGAACCCAAAAUGGCUGUUUCAGCGGAGUCUUGUUACAAUGAUCCCGAGUAUACACAGGCAUCCAAACCGUUUGACACGUACUUAGAUGCAAAUUUACUAAACACAACAAAUGAGGUAACACAAAAUGGCAGGGUUCCACUUGGCACGGAUUUAAACUCGUUUGACGACAAAAUUUUAAGUAUCGACUUUAGUUAUGACAAUAACUUAUUAGUUUCCAUGUCUUGUAAUAAUCUCAUCGAUUUUUACAAUUGUUCCAAAG
This is a messenger RNA of Plasmodium cynomolgi strain B, 5074 nucleotides long. Its product is annotated as WD domain G-beta repeat domain containing protein. The record is from RefSeq and is a predicted model, not a curated record. The annotation marks the transcript as partial. NCBI's taxonomy places the organism in Eukaryota, Apicomplexa, Aconoidasida, Haemosporida, Plasmodiidae. The transcript has 6 exons. Gene Ontology annotation, molecular function: protein binding.